UGUGUGUGUGGGAACAGGGUGAGGCUCGGGACUUAAAACUCUCUCCUGUUCGCACAGCGUCACUUUGUGUCUACAGCUCUGUCUCUCAGGUAAACUCAGACCUCAGAAGAGCGACAUGAACCUGGAAGACGCUCUCGGUGGUUGGCCCUCUGAUGGCAACAACCAGGGAGGGGCCGGUCCUUGGCCGGGACCACCUCCCAAUCCUACCUGGCCAGGUCAGCCUGCUGCUCACCCUGCCUGGCCUGGAGGUCAGUCUGGAGGGGGAGGCCUCUUCCCCGGUCAGCCCAGUCACCCCGCCUGGGACUCCCCACAACCACAACCCACCGCAUCUGGAGGAUGGGCCAGUCCUUCAUCCCAACAGAGUCUGGUGGUUCCGUAUCAAAUGCAGCUUCCCAGUGGAGUUUAUGACAAACUGCUCAUCACCAUCACUGGAACCAUCAAACCCGACGCUAACAGGAUCACAGUGGAUCUGGCCACGUCGUCGAAUGACUUGGCCUUCCACUUCAACCCUCGAUUCAAUGAACAGGGCAAGCAGGUGAUCGUCAGGAACAGCCGUAUCAGAGACGCGUGGGGGAGAGAGGAGAGGGAGCAGCCCCGCUUCCCCUUUGCCCGGGGACAGCCAUUUGAGCUGAAGAUCCUCUGCACCACAACUGAGUACAAGGUGGCCGCCAACAACUCUCACCUGCUGACGUUCAAACACCGAGUCACUGACCUGAGAUCCAUCAACACAGUUCGCAUCCUUUAUGACCUCACCCUGUCCCGGGUCAACAUGGAGACUCUGUCCUGAGGCAGAUCACCGAUCACCACAGAUCCACAGUGGUAGAUUCUCCUUGGGACUGCAGGAGAUCGGCUGUAGAUCCUGCAGAAUUACAGAUACUCAUCUUAGAUCCAAAGAUCACUUUUCAGUGACUGUAGAUGAUUGUCCUGAACUCCACAUUAGAUUCAAUUAAUCCAAAAUACAUCUUGAAUAGACUAGUGGAUGAUUUUUGGUAGGGUUAGCGUUCAGCAGAAACAGAAGGUUUGCAGUGGAUCCUUUGUGUACACAUUUUCUUCUGAUUGACUCAUAUAAAUAAAGUUUUAAUCUUG
Scatophagus argus is the source of this 1086-nucleotide messenger RNA. RefSeq names its product lectin, galactoside binding soluble 3b (gene lgals3b). Gene Ontology annotation, biological process: negative regulation of endocytosis; neutrophil chemotaxis; positive chemotaxis. Gene Ontology annotation, molecular function: laminin binding; IgE binding; carbohydrate binding. The transcript has 7 exons. The coding region runs from base 116 to 787 and encodes 223 amino acids. NCBI's taxonomy places the organism in Eukaryota, Metazoa, Chordata, Actinopteri, Scatophagidae. Gene Ontology annotation, cellular component: immunological synapse; nucleus. The record is from RefSeq and is a predicted model, not a curated record.